CUUUCCCUCUGUAGUGUGAUUUGGUGGGAGAGAAAUAGCGCGCUUUCAAUACACAUUUCAAACCGCAUGUUUACUGUUGUGAUUAUCAGAGUAAGUAUUCAGCGCUAUGGCCACAGGAGUAGCGGUGAGUGUAUCUGCCUCAGAGCCGGAGUUUGAGCGGAGUGAAGAGGAAGUGCGGGGAAAUGAUCCCGAGGAGGACCACUCACAGCACACCCGGCCUACCUCAGGCCCUCAGCAUCGCCUUUCUAAAUUACCCCUGUCCCGGAUUAAAGCCCUCAUGAAGGCUGACCCGGACGUGAGCUUGGCGAGUCAGGAGUCUGUGUUCAUCAUAGCUAAAGCCACGGAGCUGUUUGUGGAAAUGAUUGCCAAGGAUGCGCUUGUUUAUGCACAGCAAGGAAAAAGGAAAACGCUACAAAGGAAAGAUCUAGACAAUGCUAUUGAGGCAGCAGACGAGUUUGCAUUUCUAGAGGGUACCUUGGAUUAACUUGUACCUGCCUUCCUGUAAUAAGGACAAUAUUGAUCUUUUUGUUUAUUUUUGUACAGUUUUGGGCUGGGGAACUCUAUGUUCAGGAGAAGUGGAGUUGUUUUUGCUCACUUUUUAAAUAUGAACAUGUACAGCUUAGAAUAUAUUGACAAAUCUGUGUGUGAAAUUUGUCUGUGAAGUGACAGUUUUAUUUGUGAAUACUACUAUGCUCUUGCAAAAUAUUUUAAUGUUGAAAUAAAUUACUAUUAUUAUUAU
This is a messenger RNA of Ictalurus furcatus (blue catfish), 739 nucleotides long. It is a transcript of the gene pole4, whose product is annotated as polymerase (DNA-directed), epsilon 4, accessory subunit. NCBI's taxonomy places the organism in Eukaryota, Metazoa, Chordata, Actinopteri, Siluriformes, Ictaluridae. Gene Ontology annotation, cellular component: nucleus; epsilon DNA polymerase complex. The record is from RefSeq and is a predicted model, not a curated record. Gene Ontology annotation, molecular function: protein heterodimerization activity. Bases 107 to 484 code for a protein of 125 amino acids. The transcript has 4 exons.